Molecule: messenger RNA, 1208 nt
Organism: Oncorhynchus masou masou (cherry salmon)
Lineage: Eukaryota; Metazoa; Chordata; Actinopteri; Salmoniformes; Salmonidae
Product: cysteinyl leukotriene receptor 1-like
Exons: 5
Coding region: 174-1208 (344 amino acids)
Biological process (GO): G protein-coupled receptor signaling pathway
Cellular component (GO): plasma membrane
Molecular function (GO): leukotriene receptor activity
Source: RefSeq, a predicted model, not a curated record
GGCUGAAGCAGAGCAGCAGGUUCUGUCAUCUAUCAGGCAAUAUUCUGCAGGUUACGCCUCCCUUAUCCUGCUGGACCUCUCAAACUGGACCUCUCUUGAGGAGGGAGAAGAACCAUCUUCAGUAUUGUUUUGAAAAUAUAAAUCCCUUGUACAACCGGGAAAGACAUGCAGACAUGCAUCUAGCGGAGUUUGACAACGUGACUCUGAGGGACAACACUACCAACUGUCUGUCGAUCGAUGACUUCCGUAACCAGGUGUACUCUACGGUGUACUCUAUCAUCACAGUGUUCGGCCUGGCCGGUAAUGGUUUCGCCCUGUUGGUUCUGGUUAAAACGUUCCGUCAGCGUUCUGCGUUCCACAUCUACAUGUUGAACCUGGCCGUGUCCGACCUGCUGUGUGUCUCCACGCUGCCGCUACGGGUCCUCUACUACGUCAAUAAGGGUCAGUGGAACCUGGGAGACUUCCUGUGCAGGGUUUCGUCCUAUGCCCUCUACGUGAACCUCUACUGCAGCGUGUUCUUCAUGACCGCCAUGUCCGUCACACGCUUCCUCGCCAUCGUGUUUCCCGUGCAGAACCUGCGCCUGGUCUCAGAGCGUCGCGCCCGUCUGGUGUGUGUCUGUAUCUGGGUGUUCAUCUGCACUGUCUCCUCCCCCUUCCUCAUGACUGGUCAGCACCUCGACCCAGCCACCAAUAAGACCAAGUGCUUCGAGCCUCCAGAGCGCAGCACAGGGGGCGGGCUUAGCAAGCUCAUCAUGCUCAACUACUUCUCAUUGGUCGUGGGCUUCGUGCUUCCUUUCUUGGUCAUCCUGCUGUGCUAUGCCGGGAUUAUCCGGGCUCUGCUGUCACGGCAACACACUGCGCAGCGCCAGAAGGGGGCGGGGUCUAAGGCCAUCAGAAUGAUUGUCAUAGUGAUGCUAGCAUUCCUGCUGUGCUUCAUGCCGUACCACGUCCAACGCUCCGUCCACCUCAGCUUCCUCUCCCAGACUGCCACUUCCUGUUCGGAGCUGGUGUACAUGCAGAAGAGUGUGGUGGUGACACUCUGUCUGGCUGCCUCCAACUCCUGCUUUGACCCCUUGCUCUACUUCUUCUCUGGAGAGGGCUUCAGACGACGCCUGUCAACAUUCAGGUCCACUAGCAGGACACAGAGACAACCGGCCACAGAGACAGGGGCACAGCCACCGUUAGGGAGGGGAACACGCUUUGAGUGA